UAGUAGAUUAGUUAAAUAAUAGCCACAAAGAAUGCCAGAAAAUGCGGCCAGCUCGUUGCCCACAGAGGGUGGCCUCCGGCACUUGCGCAGCCAACUGGCGGGCAGCACCUUUGGCCAGCGGCGCGAGGACAUCUUUCGUCGCGUCCAGGAAAGUGCGCAUCAGAUCGCGCUGAAGUUCAGUGGCAAAGAACUGGCCACGGAGCGGGAUGAGUCUGUCCAGGAACUGUGCGAUUCCCUGGAGGAGCUGCUCUCCUACGGACUUCGUCAAUCGGCCAGUGGCUCCACCUUCAGCGCCGCGAAUUUCAUCCAAAACAUGCAGGAAAUGGUGUCCGGAAGUGCCAGCGGAGGCAGCAACAACAAUGACGCCACUUUCUGGGAGUUUUGCCAGUCACAAUUGACGCCCCACGAACGCCAGCGGUACGUGGAUCUCAAGCAGAUCUGGACCAAUGUGGGCCGCGGACGUGCCUUCAUCCGAUCCACGCUGAACGAGCGGCGUCUGCAUAGCCAUGUGCUCACCUGGCUGAGCGACGAGGAGCAACUGCAGCGGUACUACACACCCUGGUCGCUGCUGCUCAACGAUGAGGCUGCGAAGAAGCUGCCAGAGAUUAUAGACUCCCUCAGCAAUGUUUUAUUCGCCCUUAAUGUGGACACGACUGAGCUAAAUGCGCCCAGGCGGUCGACAACCGCUGUUCCCGUCAGAGAAGAGCCCAUUAUCUACGCUCCAAGCCCAGUGCCUGUCUUGGUUCGCCAAAAGAAUCGUCCUGGCAACGCAGUGGAGCGACCCAUCGAGGGCGCCAGUUCCUUGGAGGAUUUGCUGGGUGCCCUGAAACCCAUUGAGGUGGUGGAGGUGCAGCAACUGGUCUCCAAGGAUGCCAUUGAAAAGGAGCUGGCCAAGCCUGUUGAAGAAGUCUUCGUGGGUCCUUUUGAUCCCAUUGGUCCUGAGUUGGAGUUUCUCAAGACGCCCCUGCCAGAGGUUCCUCUACAGGCUGCCCCAGAGCCAGAUUUCUACGAGGACCGCAGCGAUACUUCUUCCCAAUGGAGCAAGUCCUCCUCCUCUGCCAACUGUGCGGCGAACAAUCAACAGCAGACAGCGCUGGAGGAGCAGGUGAACCAGCUGAACGAAAGAUGCGCUCUCCUGGAAACCCGCGUAGCGGAGCUGAAUCUACAGAACCGCCUGCUCAUCCGAAGGCUCACCAAACAGUUCGAGGAGACGGGCAUUGAUCCCAGCUCGUCGCUCUGCUCCAACUUCCUGAUAACCAUUCCGCAAGUGAAGCUGGCCAAGUCGGUGCGAGCUGGUUCCCACUACACCUACGAGGUGCACAUCACGAUGAGGCAGCGCCUGGAGCACUGGACGUUUUUCAGGCGCUACAGCGAGUUUAACAAGCUGCACAAGUCCCUGCUGAAGACACAUCCCGUGGUCAGUGCCGUGGAGUUUCCGCCCAAGAAGCAUUUCGGCAACAUGAACCUGGUCUUUGUGGAGGAGCGGCGCCAGCAGCUGCAGAUAUAUCUGCUUAAUCUCGUCGAGAUUCUGCCCCAGGUGGAGGCCUGCAAGUCCAAGGCGGAGCUGCAGAAGGUCUUCCCCUUCUUUAGGGAUAGGUAGCAACCUUUAAGAGAUA
Messenger RNA from Drosophila takahashii, 1616 nucleotides. Its product is annotated as sorting nexin-29. NCBI's taxonomy places the organism in Eukaryota, Metazoa, Arthropoda, Insecta, Diptera, Drosophilidae. The record is from RefSeq and is a predicted model, not a curated record. Gene Ontology annotation, molecular function: phosphatidylinositol binding.